UUUAGUUUUAAAAAAAAUUUAUUGUUUGUUUAGUAUUCUAAAAAGAAGAAUGAUAUAAAUGAAAAAAUGUUUUACAGAGCUUUAUGAUUUUUUAAGCUCUUCAUUUGAAUGUCAUACUGAUCUGAAGCUCAAUCUUUGGAACUAAAUUUACGGAGAAUAAAUCCCUUAAUUAAGCUCAGGUUUAGAAAAAUGCACAAACCUUUCAAGUUUAAAUCUUAACAUCUCAAACUGUUAUAUCGGAGAUGAGUUUGCAACAGGCUUAGCUAUUUCUUUAAAAAAUUGCCCUAACCUUUCAAUAAUGAAACUCUAUCUCUCGGGAAAUGACAUUAGUGGGGAAGGUAUACUGAGCUUUGCUUCUACGUUUGAAACCUACACAAAUCUCACAGACUUGACACUUUCUCUUGAAUCAAACAAUAUUGGAGAUAAGGGUGUAUUAGGUUUAACUUCUGUCUUAGCAAAGAUUACAUGUCUGACAAGCUUAACACUUAAUCUUUCAAGCAACGGUAUAAGUGAUCACGGUGCUUUAAACUUAGGUUCUUCUUUAGCAACUUACACUAAUCUCUCAAAUUUGAAGCUUGAUGUCUCUGUCAAUCAAAUAAGUGACGAAGGAGUAUCAGCUAUAGGUAUCGCACUAGCAAACUGCAAAAAAAUUUCAAAUUUGUCACUUGAUCUCAUAAGCAAUUAAUUUGGCUCAUAGGGUAUAUCUGGCUUAGGUUCUGCUUUUACAAGCAAUAUUAAUCUCUCAAAAUUGACACUUUAUCUUGAGAACAAUUAGAUUAAUGGAUAAGGUCUGUCAUGCUUAUUUUCUGAUUUGUCAAACUGCAUUAACCUCACAAACUUGAUAUUUAAUUUCAAAAAAACAUAAAUUGGUGACGAGGAAAUAUCAUCUUUUAGUUCUGUAUUGGAAAAAUGCAUUUAUCUCUCUAAUUUGUAGCUAAACCUUGUUUAGAAUUAAAUUGGUAACAAAGGUGUUUCAACCUUAGGUGAAGCAUUAAGAAAAUGCUUUAGACUCUCCGAUUUGACAUUAUCACUAGAUGAUAAUUUAAUUGGAGAUGAAGGUGUAUCAAGAUUAAGUUCCUCUUUAGGAAAUUGCUUAAAUCUUUCACGCUUGACUCUUAAUUUAAAUUAUAAUUAGUUUGGUGACUAGGGUGUUUCAAGCAUAACCUCUAAUUUAAAAAAUUGUACUAAACUUUCUAAAUUAGCACUUGCUAUCAAUAAAAGUUAAAUUACUCAUUAAUCUAUAUCGGACUUAAUUUUUGUUUUACCAAACUGGGGUAAUAUCUCAAAUUUAUCACUUCAUCUAGCAUUUAACUCUAUUGGUGAAUAAGCUGCAUUAGACUUAGGUAUUGCUUUAUCUAAUUGCCAUAAUCUCUAAAAUUUGGAACUACAACUUAGUUACAAUGAUAUCCAUUCUAAGGGCGCUUUAGAUUUAGCCUCUGGUAUAGCAAAGUGUGCUAAUCUUUCAACUUUGGAACUUAGACUCUAAGAUAGUGGUAUUCCUUAUGAAGAAUAAUUGGAGAUAUGGAUAAAGUGUCUGCAAUCAAAAAAGCUAGUUGUCUUUAUUUUAGUUUUAUGAAUAAUUAAUGGCAUUUGAUUCAAUUAUUUUUUAUUGAAUUAAUUGAUUAAUUGUAUUGUUUGUUUUAUUUAAUGUUGAGAAUAUCAAUUUUUAUCUACUAUUUAAAUAUG
Tetrahymena thermophila SB210 is the source of this 1686-nucleotide messenger RNA. RefSeq lists its product as hypothetical. Gene Ontology annotation, biological process: activation of GTPase activity; nucleocytoplasmic transport. Gene Ontology annotation, cellular component: nucleus; perinuclear region of cytoplasm; cytosol. Gene Ontology annotation, molecular function: small GTPase binding; GTPase activator activity. NCBI's taxonomy places the organism in Eukaryota, Ciliophora, Oligohymenophorea, Hymenostomatida, Tetrahymenidae. The record is from RefSeq and is a predicted model, not a curated record. The transcript has 18 exons.